This is a messenger RNA of Anopheles merus, 995 nucleotides long. RefSeq names its product brachyurin-like. The transcript is spliced from 2 exons. NCBI's taxonomy places the organism in Eukaryota, Metazoa, Arthropoda, Insecta, Diptera, Culicidae. Gene Ontology annotation, molecular function: serine-type endopeptidase activity. Bases 64 to 870 code for a protein of 268 amino acids. The record is from RefSeq and is a predicted model, not a curated record. Gene Ontology annotation, biological process: proteolysis.
GUAUAUAUAAGAGAAGAAACAGUAACAGAAUAACUCAACUUCCUGGAGGGGUCGGUACUUAUAAUGAAACUGUUCAUCGUCGUCGUUUUGGCGUGCUUGGCCGCGGUCCAGGCUCGCGAGAUCAGCUACCAAUCGAUCGUUCCAUUUCGUGAAGCUACUCGUAGUUCGCGUAUCGUGAACGGUUUCCCAGCGUCGCUCGGUCAGUUCCCGUACCAAGUAUUUCUAGUCGGCGAUGGCCGUCUGGCAUGCGGCGGAUCCCUCAUCUCGGCUGAAUGGGUCCUAACAGCUGCUCAUUGUCAAGUGGGAAUCUCCCAGUUCACAGUCCGCGCUGGAUCGAUCCAAAAUAACUCAGGAGGUACCGUGCGUACCUCCAAUUUGAUCAUCAUCCAUCCAAACUACAACCCUAGCAAUCUAAACAACGACAUUGGUCUGAUCCGCUUGAACGAACCCAUGCCACUAGGCGGCAACAUUCAGGUCGUUGCUCUUCCCGAAGCAAAUCUAUCAGAGACAUUCCUUAACCGUGAAGCUACCGUUUCCGGAUUCGGACGUACCAGUGACGCAAGUGGCGCCAUCUCCCCUAACCUCAACUUUGUUCACUUGAACAUUAUCUCGAACAUCCAGUGCAUGGGAACGUAUGGUUCGGCAACCAUCAUCGACUCCACUGUCUGUGCGGUCGGUCGCGACGCUCCAAACCAGGGCACAUGUAACGGAGACUCUGGUGGCCCAUUGACUGUCAAUGAAAACGGCCAAUCCGUCCAGAUUGGUGUGGUGUCCUUCGUUGCUGCCGCUGGGUGUGAACUUGGUUUUCCUUCCGGUUAUGUACGCACCACCCAUUUCCGUAACUGGAUUCGGGAGCAAUCUGGCAUCUAAGCUUAGAACGCAAGGAACUCUACCAAAAGCUCAUUAGUUAUGCACACUUAGUGGUUUCCGCUAAAUGUGUCAUAUGAAUACUCCCCAUUCCAAUUGUUUAAUAAAACUGUUUUUACAUCUUUAAA